Felis catus (domestic cat) is the source of this 2689-nucleotide messenger RNA. RefSeq names its product RNA binding motif protein 23 (gene RBM23). Bases 170 to 1507 code for a protein of 445 amino acids. Gene Ontology annotation, molecular function: RNA binding. The transcript is spliced from 14 exons. The record is from RefSeq and is a predicted model, not a curated record. NCBI's taxonomy places the organism in Eukaryota, Metazoa, Chordata, Mammalia, Carnivora, Felidae. Gene Ontology annotation, biological process: mRNA processing. Gene Ontology annotation, cellular component: nucleus.
GGAAGACAGCGGAGGUGCCGCCAUUUUGCGGGAAGAGGAGAAGCUCCGACUGCAGUGCUGCUUUUACUGCUGAGACUCUGGAAAAUAGCCCUGCUUCGCGCCCCCAACACACCCAAAGGAGCGGAGGAAACCGGGGCCCCCUGCGGGGACCCGGAACUGAUCUGCUACGAUGGCGUCCGAUGACUUUGAUAUAGUGAUUGAAGCCAUGCUAGAGGCUCCCUAUAAAAAAGAAGAGGAUGAUCAGCAAAGGAAAGAAGUUCAAAAAGAUGGCCCCAGCAACACCAACGCCAGCAGCAAUGGCAACAGUGGCAGUGGUACCAGUGGGAGCAGUGCCAGUGGGGAGGCAAGCAAGAAAAAGAGGAGUCGGAGCCCUAGUAAAAGCAGGGAUAGAAAGCGCAGUCGCAGUCGAGAUCGGGACCGGCACAGGCGGAGAAGCACUCGGAGCCGAAGUCGAGAGCGGCAGCGUCGCCACCGCAGCCGGAGCUGGGACCGUCGGCACAGUAGUGAGUCACGCAGUCGGGACCGGCGGCGUGAGGAUCGUGUGCGUUACAGGAGCCCGCCACUUGCCACUGGGCGUAGGUAUGCGCACAGUAAGAGUCCUCAUUUCAGAGAGAAGAGCCCGGUCAGGGAACCAAUUGAUAAUCUGAGUCCCGAGGAGCGUGAUGCCCGCACGGUUUUCUGUAUGCAGUUAGCUGCCCGCAUUCGGCCUCGAGACCUGGAGGACUUUUUCUCUGCUGUCGGCAAGGUUCGUGACGUCCGGAUCAUCUCAGAUCGGAAUUCCCGUCGUUCUAAGGGCAUCGCCUACGUAGAAUUCUGUGAGAUCCAGUCUGUGCCACUGGCCAUUGGGCUGACUGGGCAGCGGCUGCUCGGAGUGCCUAUCAUUGUCCAGGCCUCACAGGCUGAGAAAAACCGACUGGCAGCCAUGGCCAACAACCUGCAGAAGGGUAGUGGUGGACCAAUGCGCCUCUAUGUGGGCUCCCUGCACUUCAAUAUCACUGAGGACAUGCUCCGGGGUAUCUUUGAGCCCUUCGGCAAAAUUGAUAAUAUUGUCCUGAUGAAGGAUUCAGAUACAGGCCGUUCUAAAGGUUAUGGUUUCAUUACGUUCUCAGACUCCGAGUGUGCUCGGCGAGCCCUGGAACAGCUGAAUGGCUUUGAGCUUGCUGGUCGACCUAUGAGAGUUGGUCAUGUGACCGAGCGACUGGAUGGUGGCACAGACAUCACUUUUCCGGAUGGGGACCAGGAGCUGGAUCUGGGAUCAGCAGGUGGACGUUUGCAGCUCAUGGCCAAAUUGGCAGAAGGCUCUGGAAUGCAGCUGCCUACUACCACAGCUGCUGCUGCUGCUGCCGCCCAGGCUGCUGCUGCCUUGCAACUGAAUGGGACAGUUCCCUUGGGGGCCCUGAACCCCGCAGCUCUGACUGCUCUGAGUCCAGCCCUGAACCUCGCCUCCCAAGCAAUCGCCUCCCAGUGCUUCCAGCUUUCCAGCCUCUUUACCCCUCAGACCAUGUAAAUCAGUGGCUCCGUACACUGCCUCCCUGUGCCUCUGGGUACCACUCCCUUUUCCACGUCUACCCUUCCAUGGCCCCUUCUCUCCAUUUUGUGGACCAAGCUAUCCUGAGGGCGUGGAUGUUGACUCUGUGGGAAUUGGGGCCACCUUUAGACUCCAAGAAGAGCUCCUGCCCAGGGCCCCAUCGUGAAUGGACUCUGCUGAGCAAAGCCAGUAGUCGAAGAGGACAGAAUCUGCACCUAUAUUGAACACCUGUUUUUCCGUGUGUGUCAUCUCCCGGGAUGACCUUCAUUGCUCUCUCCGACCAGCUCUUAGUGAUUCCUCGAUUCCUCCCCCGUUGGGAAGGCCGUAGGGCAUUAACUGAGGGAACUAACCUCUCUACUUUUCCUGUACUUUUACCCUACAAUCUGUUGAGGAAAACCCUUGAAGACCUCUAGUCCAAGAGGACUUUGCAGUUUGGAAGGUGAACCUUGAAAGUGCUGGCUUGCUGCUGCACAGGCCCUGGAAGAUGGCAUGGACUGAACAUUGUGAAGCCUUCCUUGGGUCUCAGCUUGAGGCCGGAACUGCUACUGUGGGCUCAGCCUCUUACUGGGAAGUAUGGGAAUAAUCUGUCCUGCCAGGCAUUUUGGAUGUCUUAGGGGCAUUCAGGAGUUGAGUGAAAGGUGGGGUACUUCUCUACUAGGUUCCAUCUUCCUCUGUAUAGUUUUCCUUCCUCCCAGGUCUUUCCUGUGGCCCAGGGUGGGAGGAUGGAGAGAGGAGGCUGCUAUUCUCUACCACUUCCCAUGUGCCUCUACCAUGGGCUCAACCCCAGCUGUUAAAGCUGCUCCUGUCCCCUACCUGGGCACAUGUGAGCCCUUCUCACUGGAUUUUAUACCCUUGUGUCUGUGUACAUAAAAUUGUGUGUGUGUGUGUGUGUGUGUGUGUGUGUGUGUGUGUGUGUACACGUAUACACAUACACAUACGUAUAAACUUUGUAUAAAAGGCAAGCUCCACUGUUGUGGCGGCUGCUGCCCAUGUGUGUGUGGUCUCAGUCAGUUGGUGUAUCUGUCUGAUGUUAAUAACUUUUCAUGAGCCAAAACCGUGAAUGGUUCUAGGAUAUAAAACAUUUGUAAUGCCUUUCUGUUUUUUCCCUUUAAUUUUGUUUUAUCUAACGUUCUUUAGAAAUUAAAAUGGACAAAAGGCACA